This is a messenger RNA of Ylistrum balloti, 1317 nucleotides long. Its product is annotated as histone-lysine N-methyltransferase 2D-like. Lineage: Eukaryota; Metazoa; Mollusca; Bivalvia; Pectinida; Pectinidae. The transcript has 4 exons. The record is from RefSeq and is a predicted model, not a curated record. The coding region runs from base 1 to 1317 and encodes 438 amino acids.
AUGGAUUCGUAUUUUCGAAAGCUAUUCACCCAGAUGCCAGCUGAAAAUGAAGAAAAGUGCAAAAAUUCUGGAGAAAUUACUGAGGAGCCCUGUGCUAAUCCUCUCAGCAAUCCUCCAGGUACCAGUCCUGAGAGCAAACUUCCAUAUACCAAUCCUGAGAGCAAACCUCCAGUUACCAAUCAUCUGAGAACCUCACCUGGUUCCAAUUCUGUGAGCAAGCUUCCACAUACCAAUACCCUGAGCCGUAAACCUUCAUGUACAAAAUCUUGUGAGCAACCCUUCAGUACCAAUAUUGUGAGUAACCCUCAAGGUACCAACACUGUGAGCAGCCCACCAGGAACAAAAUAUAUGAGCAGCCCUUUAUGUACCACUACUGUAAGCAACCCUCUACAUAUCCAUGCUGUGAGCAAACCUUUAGGUACCAAUUCCGAGAGUAAACGUCAAUGUACCAAUCCUGAGAGCAAACUUCCAAGUACAAAUCCUGUGAACAACUCUCCAUUUACCAAUCCUGUGAUCUCCUGUCCAUUUACCAAUCCUGAGAGCAAACUUCCAGGUACAAAUCCUGUGAAUAACUCUCCAUUUACCAAUCCUGUGAACAACUCUCCAUUUACCAAUCCUGUGAACAACUCUCCAUUUAACGAUCAUGAGAGCAAACUUCCAGCUACAAAUCCUGUGAACAACUCUCCAUUUACCAAUCCUGUGAACUCCUCUCCAUUUACCAAUCCUGAGAGCAAACUUCCAAGUACAAAUCCUGUGAACAACUCUCCAUUUACCAAUCCUGUGAUCUCCUCUCCAUUUACCAAUCCUGAGAGCAAACUUCCAGGUACAAAUCCUGUGAAUAACUCUCCAUUUACCAAUCCUGUGAACAACUCUCCAUUUACCAAUCCUGUGAACAACUCUCCAUUUAACGAUCAUGAGAGCAAACUUCCAGGUACAAAUCCUGUGAACAACUCUCCAUUUACCAAUCCUGUGAACUCCUCUCCAUUUACCAAUCCUGAGAGCAAACUUCCAGGUACAAAUCCUGUGAAUAACUCUCCAUUUACCAAUCCUGUGAACAACUCUCCAUUUACCAAUCCUGUGAACAACUCUCCAUUUAACGAUCAUGAGAGCAAACUUCCAGGUACAAAUCCUGUGAACAACUCUCCAUUUAACGAUCAUGAGAGCAAACUUACGGGUACAAAUCCUGUGAACAACUCUCCAUUUAACGAUCAUGAGAGCAAACUUACGGGUACAAAUCCUGUGAACAACUCUCCAUUUACUAAUCCUGUGAACAACUCUCCAGGUACCAACACUGUGAACAACUUUCCAUACAGAUAA